Paramecium sonneborni is the source of this 1380-nucleotide messenger RNA. Lineage: Eukaryota; Ciliophora; Oligohymenophorea; Peniculida; Parameciidae. The record is from the annotation of a GenBank genome assembly.
AUGAGAAGAUGUUUAUUAAAAUAUCAGCCUCAUAAUAAGAGUUUUAUUUGGUCAGAGAUGGAUUUCUAAUUAAAAAGAUAUAUAAAUAGAAUUAGUGAUAUGUUUAAAGACCUUCAAUGUUAAUUGCAUGAUCAUGAUUCAAUUAUAGCACUUUGUAUAGAUUAAAAUUGUGAAGAGUAUUAACAUAUAUUAUGGUAAUUGAAUUGAGUAGCUAGUUUAAAAUGUAUAAUAAAUGAUCAUCAACAUGAAUCUUAGAAUAUUUUAGUGAUCCAAGAGGUAGUGAAUAAAAGAGAGAAACUAUUCAGAUUGAUUUAAUAUCUUUAAAAUAAGGAUAACAUAUAUCGUUAGACAAAUUUAAGUAAUUAAAUAUAUAAUUUAGAUGAGUAUAAUUGGUUAUAAGAUUGUAUAUUAUAUGGUAAAUAGAAUGAAUACCCUUGUUUAACAUUUGACAAUGUCUUUUAGACAGUUUAGGAUACAUUUUUAGCAAAUAUAGAUGAUCUUAAAUCAUAAGUAGAAAAGAGUGUUUGUUCAUUAAAAAGCAAUUCUGAGAAAUACAAGAAGAUUUAGUAAUUCAAAUAAAAAAUGGAGGAUUUAAUAAAGACUACACAUUCUUAAAUAUAUUUGAAUUUUCAAUCAAUUAUGCAAGAGGAAAGUAAUGAAUAGAGAUCAACAGAUGGUAAAUCAAUACCUUAAGCAGUCACAUUGAAUUUAUCAUAAAUAGACUAAUCAUAAAUAGAUUAAUUAGGAGACACAAAAUAAUUAUUAAUCAUGGAUAAAGAUAGUUUUGAUAAUUUGGAAAAUACUCAAUAUAUAUAAUCAAUUCAAAGUAAUUUAACUAAUACAUCUAUUUAUGGAUUGGAUGAUACAAAUAUCAGUCCAUUAUUGCCGACAUUAUAAUUUAUAGAUAAAACAACAAAAAGAAGUUUAUUAGGCAAAGCUAGAGUUAAAUUUGAAGAAGGUGGUAAAAUAAUCUCAAUGUAAAAGAAUACAAUUAUUGUAUCUAAAGAAUUAUAUUCUAAAGAUAAUAUAGAAAUACGAAUAAGAAUUCUUUCCUUUCUUUCAGGUUGUCUACAUUUUGGAUAUGUUGAAUAAACUACAUGUGAAUUAACUAAAAAUAUUGAUAAUGUUGGAAAUUGGGCUUGUUUACAUAAUUAAUGUAAUGAUUAUCCUAAAUUGGGAAAGAUCUAAGAUUUUUGUUUAUAUAUUGACAGUAUUGUAGGAUUAAAUCUAAAUUUUGUAGAAGACAUUGUUAGUCUAAGAUUGUUUACAAGAGAUGGAAUUAUAAUUUUAUAUUAGAAAAAAGGAUCUUUAAUGAAAUAAAAAUAAUAUGUCUAUAUUUCAUGUUUAGAAGGAAAUGCAAAAUUUGAAGUUUUAAAUUGA